This is a messenger RNA of Dreissena polymorpha, 1742 nucleotides long. Its product is annotated as molybdate-anion transporter-like. Bases 125 to 1489 code for a protein of 454 amino acids. The record is from RefSeq and is a predicted model, not a curated record. Gene Ontology annotation, biological process: molybdate ion transport. NCBI's taxonomy places the organism in Eukaryota, Metazoa, Mollusca, Bivalvia, Myida, Dreissenidae. Gene Ontology annotation, cellular component: membrane. Gene Ontology annotation, molecular function: molybdate ion transmembrane transporter activity. The transcript is spliced from 2 exons.
CUCAGUUUCAUUCGGUAUCGAUAUGUGCAAUUAAUGAUAAACUUCCGUAAAGUAACCACGUAUAUUCUGACAUGUAGUGCAAAUUUUCUGCUGUUCAAUAUAGGUAACAACAGACAUAUUGAAGAUGAUGGUCAUUGUCUAUGGCUGCUUCUUUGCCUGUGGCCUGGCCUGCAUUGUUCUUCAAAUAAUUGCACAACGCACAAGGACAGACCCAUCUAUUGGCAACAACCCUCAGUUUCUGAAGUUCCAGCGCAGUUAUUUUGCCGUGUAUCUGUUGGCAAUGUUUGCCGACUGGCUUCAAGGGCCGUACUUGUACAAGCUGUACUCCUACUAUAACUUUGAGGAGGAUCAAAUAGCUAUUCUCUAUGUGUUUGGAUUCGCUUCUACAGUUAUUAUUGGCAUGUGGGCUCCUCUGGCAGCAGAUCAAUUCGGGCGGAAAAAGUUGUGUUUGUCAUUCACUGUCUUGUACUCAUUAUCAUGCUUUUUAAAACUUUCAAGAAGUUAUGGGAUUCUUAUUAUUGGGAGAAUAAUAGGUGGUGUUGCCACCUCAGUGCUAUUUUCAGCUUUUGAAGCCUGGUAUGUUCAUGAACAUAUUGAAACGUUUGACUUCCCAAAAGAAUGGAUCAGUGUGACUUUUUCAAAAGCAUCAACUUGGAAUGGAUUUUUGGCAGUGACUGCUGGACUUGUCACAAAUAUAUUUGCAGAAUGGUUUGAUUUGGGUCCAGUCGCCCCAUAUAUGCUUGCAGUUCCGUUCCUUAUAUUUGCUGGCAUCCUCGUGUCAACACACUGGAGUGAAAACUACAGCGGAAGUAAAGUGAAAUUCAAGAGAGCCUGCGUAGAUGGUUGGAAGGGUAUUUUGUCAAAAGAAAUCAUCUUUAUGGUUGGUGUGAUAGAGGCCUUAUUUGAGAGUGUUAUAUACAUUGUGAUAUUCCUGUGGACCCCUGUUCUCCAACCCUUAAGACCAUCCCUUGGAAUUGUAUUCUCAAGCUUCAUGGUGUGUAUUCUAUCUGGUCAAGCAGUAUACCAGAUAUUGUCAAGCAGACGUUUUGAUACUUCAAAUUUACUGAUCAGUGCCUGUGGUAUAGCUCUUGCAUCAAAUGUGUUCUUGGUAUUAUCAACAAACCCUGUGAACAGAAAGGACCUCAACUGCGAGACGUCGUAUGUCGCGUUCCUUUUAUUCGAAUUUGCAGUUGGAAUAUAUUUCCCAGCAAUGGGCAAUCUGAGAAGUAAAAUAAUUCCAGAGCAGCACCGAUGGAGCAUUACAAACUGGUUUCGAGUGCCCAUCAAUUUGAUAGCAUGCGUUGUUCUUAUGCUACUCCAUGAGGACGAAUUCAGACACGGGAAUCGAAUGAUUUUUGUGAUAUGCACCGGACUGUUAAUGUUGGCUGUUCUCUGCGGUGUAAGGUUUAAAAAGCUGGCAGAAAAAGAUGAAAGUGUGCAGGAAGAGAGGACGCUUAUGACAAGUGAACACAUUCACAAUAUUUUUUGAUAGACAGAUAACUAUUUGAUUACUAUUUUAUGUCUUUAUUUUUAAAAUGAGAAUUGUAUUGUAUUUGUUUGCCUCAUCUCAAAAUAAGAUGGAAGCUGUGGUAAUAUUAUUUUGAAAUGAUCCAAAGGCCUUGUCCGGCAACUUAAGUUUAAACGUUUAAAGACAUGGGCCAUUGAAUCUUUUAGAAUUGUAAUUCUUAAGUUUGUUAAAAGUGUCUUUUUCCUUUUUGAAAAAAAACUUAACUAGAAACUAA